Messenger RNA from Dermochelys coriacea (leatherback sea turtle), 5331 nucleotides. RefSeq names its product G protein-coupled receptor 141 (gene GPR141). Gene Ontology annotation, molecular function: G protein-coupled receptor activity; oxysterol binding. Gene Ontology annotation, cellular component: membrane. NCBI's taxonomy places the organism in Eukaryota, Metazoa, Chordata, Testudines, Dermochelyidae. Gene Ontology annotation, biological process: G protein-coupled receptor signaling pathway. The transcript has 3 exons. Bases 1465 to 2397 code for a protein of 310 amino acids. The record is from RefSeq and is a predicted model, not a curated record.
GCUGCCCCCCUGCACCGCACCGGCUUUUUUAUGGCUGGGGCUUGCCGCCGCCGCAAGCGUGAGGCUUCGGUUUUUUGGUGCCUUUCGAAGCCAGAUUUUUUUUGCUGAGCCGGGCAGCGGUGCUGGCUGCCUGGGAAGCCCCAGUGCAGCAGGGGCUGCUUGGCGCCCCGGACUGGGGCAGGGAGGCCGGGACCAGGUCCCUGGGCAGGGCACCGCUUUUUGGUGCCCCCAAAUUUUGGUGCCCUAGGCACCCGCCUAGUUUGCCUAGUGGUUGCACCGGCCUUGCUUUGUCCUUCUCCCGCUGCGCCACUCCACUGGCAUAUUCGGUCCCUCUCCCUGGCAGCUGGGCCCAGGAGAGGAGUGGGAGUGAGAUGCAUCCCAGCGCAGCUGAAGGUGGCUGCUCUGGGUCACUGUCCCAGUGCAGCGCGGCAGCUCCUUGAGAGAGAGCCCAGCUGGGGUGGCAGCAGCAGCCCACCCCUUCUGCUCUCCGCCCAGGCCUGGCUGCCAGGGACAGGGGCCAAGCAAGCUGGAAACGUCCUGGGGGCAACAGAGAGCUCUGGCUUGCUCGCCCUCUGUCCCAGGCAGCCAGGCCUGAGUGGAAGGGGUAGGCUGCCACCUCCUUCCCAGCCAGGUUCUCACAGGCAGCUGCAGCGCUGCACAAAGCAGCAACCUGGAGCAGCUGGCAUGAGAUGUGGCUGGUCCCACCUCCUCCACUCCCUGCCAGGGACAGGGGCCGAGCACGUUGGCGGGCAGACACAGCAGGCGAAGGACAGAGUCCCUCUCCCUCUCCCAGCAGGCUAAGUAGAAAUCUGGAGGUGUACUUGAGCCUGCAUGGCCUCCUUAGCUGUCACCUAUAAGCAACAACCCCUAGCAACUAGAUGCUCAGACAGGAACAUGAAGCUUUAUGCCCCAUGAUAUCAAAUCAGCAGUCUGCUGCUGGUCACCUGACCUUGCUGAGUUGCAGCCAUCGCCUCUGGUGGUGGGAUGUUAGCUGCAGUACCCAGAAUUGAGGUAGCACAGUGGUGCAGAGGGUGAGGCUCUCAUUUAGCAACUCCCUAGGCUGGGUUUCAUGAUGGUAGUGCCUGCUACUAAGGUCUUAAAUGUAGUGCUUCUCAUAUCAGACACAGAAUGCUGCCAAUCCAGCUUCAGUGUGAGGAGGCUGGGGAAUUAACACCCUCCUGGACUGGUCCACUUGUAAGCUCCCCAGGGUGAAGGCUGAAAAAGCAGGAAGGACAUGUAGAGAAUCCAGGCUUCAGAUCCUAAAAUGUUCCUGCUGCCGCAAAAAUGCACACAGAUUUCUAAGAAAGACUGACUGGAUUUCUACUGAAAAGUUUCAGUCAGAUGGCGGGACACACAGAGGGACCUCCGUCUCACAUCCAGUAAAUGAACUACAGAAAAAGUGACAGAGAUCUCUAAAAAUUGUUUGGAAAAAUUAUAGAGUCCAAAAGUGAGAUUUACAGGACCAUGCCUGGAGAGACUACAACCUUGCUGAAUGCAUCUGUGGGUACACCUCAGGCCGGUACCAUUCAUUCUGACAUUGCACGUUACAUAUUGAUUACUAUAUAUACAGUAGCAUUUAUUGGAGGUACAAUUGGAGCCAUUGCAAUGUCAUUUUUGCUGGUUAAAAUGAACACUCUGUCAGUGACCACGGCGGCAAUCGUCAACCUCGUGGUGUUGCACUGCCUGGUUCUCCUGACUGUGCCGUUUCGGCUUUAUUAUUAUAUCAGUCAGAAGUGGAUUUUGGGGCUGGCCUUUUGUAAAGCAGUGAGUGCUAUGAUGCACAUCCACAUGUACCUCACUCUUCUAUUUUACAUAAUCACGGUCGUUAUCCGGUGGCUCAUUUUCUUUCAAUGGAAGGACAAGGUGGAGUUCUACAGGAAGCUGCACGCUGUGGCUGCUAGUGCUACAGUGUGGAUAGUGGCCCUUGUGAUUGUGCUGCCCUUGUUCAGUGCUCGGUAUGGGAUGUCUGGGGAGUAUGGAAAUACCACAUGUUUUACAUUCCAACAAGAACUCAAGGAGGAGAGUGUGAAAGCACUGAACUAUGUCAUAAUUGCCACUGUAACUGCCACCACAUGUGUCCUCUUGGGCUUGCAAGUCUUCAUCAUUCUAAAGGUGGUGAAAAAGCUUCCAGGUUCUGUCUGGUCACAUCAAGAAUUCUGGGCCCAGAUUAAAAGCCUGAUGUUCAUAUCUGUGAUAAUCGUUUGUUUCCUUCCAUAUCACCUCUUUAGGCUCUAUUACAUACAGCACAUGAAAGAAAAACAACUAGAAAUUUACAAUGAUAUCUGUCUGAGUAUAACUGCCAUCAGCACUCUUGAUUUGCUGUCAUUUGUUAUAAGCGGAAGCCGUUUCUUUAAGCAAAAGAUUAUUAUGCUUCGAGACAAACUUGCAUGCUGUUAGGUUUGUUCAUUUUUAGAGACCAUCAUCCACACUAAAGUGUUUAGGUGGGAGGAAAACAUCGCUUUCUCUGUAUUUUUUUAAAAUAAUAAUUUAUGGAGACAAGUCAAAAAGCAUUAUAAAUUAUGUGUAUCUAUUUAUUUUAUAUGCCUUAAACACAGUACCAGCAAAAUAACAUAGAUUCUUUGAGUGGAUGAAAUACUUACCAGUGUUCACAGGGCCAGCUUAGCAGACUAGUGGAAACUGUGCUGUGUCACAAUGGAGACAAAGGUUCCAAUCCCAUGCCACAGAGGGGAAAAGAAGCAAUAGCCCAAGAUGAUUUGUAAAGAAUGUGCAGAGAAAAAAAUGAAACACAAAGUCAAUGAAUAGUGGCUUAUGUAAUAAAAUAUAUAGACUUUUGAAGUUCCUAGAUCUGUAUAUGUUAUGUAUACUGUUUAUACAUUAUUUAUUAACAACAAUCUGUGAUAGAAUGUGAUGGUUCUGCAGGUCUUCAUGGAGGAAUUUUGGGACUACACUGCAAUGUGGCUUUCUAGUUCAAUGCUCAACUGACACAACUCCUACAAAGCAAGCAGUAAAUGUAUUUCUUAAUUUUUUUCCCCUGAACUCACUCUUUUGAAAAUAGCUUUAUUGUGGGAGGGAAAGGUCUGAUUUAUCUCUUUCCUGUGCUGUAAAAGUGUCUCCAUAAAUAAUUACAUACCACUGGGCACUAUAUUCAGCAUUGACAGUUCAAAUCAAAAGCCAGUGUUUAUUCUCUUUCUUCACAGAAUUGUCCAAUUUUUUCAAGAGCUCAUUUAGUUAACACUACAGAUAAUUUAACUUAGAAUAUUAUUCAGACAGCAGUUGUGUUGUUUCUCCAGGUAACAAUAAUUUCCUUUUCUAUGAUACUUUGCCCAGUUUUGAAGGCCAUAGUCUGGCCUCUCAGAAUGUCCCUGGGAUAAAAUUAGUCCUACAGAACUGUGUGAUCUGGGCAAGUAAAAAAGAUAGAAAUACUGGCUGGGAUGGGAUGAGGUUAGCAUGUGUGGUGUGAUUGAGCAGCCAGUUAUAUUUCACAGUUAUAGAUGCAUGGUGAGCAGUGGGGAUUUUUUAAAACCUAGAAUUACCCAUUAUCAAGCACAUAAAAAAAUCACUUUUUGGAAGAUACUUAAGCCUACACAGAUCUACUGUCUUGUGUAUGUCCCAAUAUAUAACGUAUUUCAUUGAUAUCUGUAGCUCGAAAUAGUGGAGCUAUUUCCAUUUCUUUUUGCCUUCUGCAUCAAGUUCAAACUUUCCAUCUAGAGUCAGUUGAAUAAUAAGUGAAUCAUUUGGCAAAUUGGUGGUAUUAGCUAUAUAAAUUAUCUGAUUAAUUCUUUUUCAUUGCUCUGCCCACAUUCUCACCUCAAGACUGCACAACCUCACCCUUUCAUAUAUCUCACCUUUCAUUUCCUUUUGCUUCACUGUCUAUUGCCUAUACACAAAGUGUACUGCUGCUCUCCUUAAUAUCCCUUGUGUUAAUGUCUACCAUUCGCCUCUCUGAGCCUUCUUCCCUCAUGCUUAGAACUCCCUCCUUAUUGCUCAGUAGGUCUGACCAGGUUAUAGUAUCCUGAACUGAGAGAAACUGAGUAAUUCUCAUGCGCAACAACAAGAGUUUGGAACCAUCAACAAAGGCUAUAACAUCAGGGAGAGAAGGUGAAAAUGAAUUUGUGUUUGUAUUUUUUUUCCUAUGUCAUCUUUGGUAUGCAUAAUAUACCUUGUAUAGGGUUUAUAGAGCAACUUAUACCUUUACAACAAUAUAUAAAUGUUUUAUAACAACAAUAAUAAAUUUGUUGGUUUGGCUCACAAGCACAUAUUUUCAUUCAAGUCUUUCCUACAAAUACGCAUAAAUUAAAAUAAAAAUUGCCUUUAUAUUAAAAUUUUGUAAAAUUUUAUUCUCAGAACAGAUAGUUAUAUACAAUAAACACAUACAAUAAAAUGUUGACACGAAGUAAAUAUACUGUUCAUAUACUGUGAAAAAUCAUAUGUAGUUUAAGUAAUUCUUCUAAGAAUACACCCACACCAUAUACCAUGUCGUUACUGGUUUCUUUCCUUCUGUUGCAGUUCCUUAGCUUCAUCCAAAGGGGUGCAGCUGAGUCAAAAUCUCUUCAUUUCCAGGGUAUGUUAUUUGUUGGCAUUUAGUAUCACAAAAUAAAAAACAGUUAUGACAAUUAUUGGAAAUAACUUGAAAAGGAAUUCUGUCUUGUUAGAAUAAAUGUGCCUGUGUUGUAAGCAAGCCUGGUUACCAGGCCAAAUUUGAACAGUAUGUUUUGUAUUUUUUUAGAUCAUUUGGCCUGACAGCCAAGCCUAAAUUUCAAAAUUGGUGUGUUUUUAAAGAGUUUAUGUAUAAAAAACCUAAGUAAUUAAUCAAGAAGAUAAUUAUGAAAAUUUAGUCUAUGGAGAACAAUUGACCCUAAUUUAGUGAAAAAUAACAAUAUUUCACUUAUUUAGCAGAGGGGAGGUAUUCCUGCUUUAAAUGGAAAUUGGAACACAACCUCAGCUAAAGUCACGACCAGAGCUGCCAUCAUAAUAAUUAUAUUCUAAAGUAUAAUAUAUAAUGAUAUUGUUCAUAUCCUGUUAUGUAUACUGUUUAUAUGUUAUUUAUUAACAACAAUCUGUGAUAGGAUGUGGUGGUUCUGCAGGUCUUCAUUGAGGAAUUUUGGGACUACACUGCAAUGUGGCUUUCUAGUUCAAUGCUCAACUGACACAACUCCUAAAAAGCAAGCAGUAAAUGUAUUUGAGGAGAUCCGAACAAGGAAUAAUUUGCUUUUGUAUAUCUGAUUUUUUACUCCAAUUAAUAAAUUUCAAUAAAGUGUGGGAUUAAUUAAUGUAACCCAAAUGUUUGUAACAGUCUGUAUAAUUCCACGAUGUAUGUUCACAAUAUGCAAUCUUUUACAAAAUAAAAAUUGCAUAAAUGCUGUAGCACCA